Patella vulgata (common limpet) is the source of this 2804-nucleotide messenger RNA. RefSeq names its product mediator of RNA polymerase II transcription subunit 15. Lineage: Eukaryota; Metazoa; Mollusca; Gastropoda; Patellidae. Gene Ontology annotation, biological process: regulation of DNA-templated transcription. Bases 78 to 1688 code for a protein of 536 amino acids. The transcript is spliced from 17 exons. The record is from RefSeq and is a predicted model, not a curated record. Gene Ontology annotation, molecular function: transcription coregulator activity.
UUUUUUUUACAGGGUUGUGCACUGAGAGUUACCUUCCCCUUUCAAGGGGAAUGAACUCGGAAUCAGAAUAAUUAAAGAUGGCUGACGGACAAGACUGGAGAUCUCCGAUUUGUCGGAAUAAGCUUAUAGGUCAAAUAGAUGAAGCUAUUCGAUCGGCAGGAAAUCAGAUAAAUAAAACCAGUACGGAAAUGGAGAGUCAUGUAUUUAACAAGGCUAAAACCAAGGAAGAGUAUUUAGCCCUGGUAGCACGACUCAUUCUUCAUAUUAAAGACAGCAAUAAAGACAAGCGGAAUCAACAGAUGGUUGUUGGCCAGGUUGGGGCCAUCGCAGGUCAUUCCAUAGGCCAAAUGAAUCCACAAAUGCAGGGACGACCUAUGCAGGAUCCACUAAAUGCCUUAACAAACCUGGCAAGACCCAUGCAACAAAAUCAACCAGGUAUGAUGGGAAGUCAUAUGAUACCACAGCAUAGACCAGGUAUGAUGACUGCUGCACAGAUUCGUCAAGUACAACAACAUCAGGCUCAACAACAACAACAGCAGCAGCAACAACAACAGCAACAGCAACAACAACAACAACAGCAACAGAAUAAACCUCCACUACAGGUACAGAGACAAGAUGCGUUUAUUGUGACAUCACCACAGAAUGUAGUCCCAGUACAAAGUCAGCCAUUACCAGCCUCAGCAGCUAACCUUCCUUUCCAAGGUCAACCACCAAAUAUGCCUCGACAGAUGCCAAAUCAGCAGAUUGGAAAAGCCCCUUCUCCAGCACAGAAUGUUUGUUCUCCUGCAGUUUUAAUGGCACCAUCACCUCCUACAAUGCGUGGUGGACCUGGAGUUCCCUCCCCUGGUGCAGCACUAAACACUCCAGGGAAUCCUGGAUCUGUUGGACCAGCUCCGAGUCCUGGUGGUAGACAAAUCACAGAUGAACAGAUGUAUAUGGAAAAAUUACAAAAAUUAUCGAAAUUUGUUGGACCACUUCGUGGAAUGGUUAAUACACUCGAAAAAGAUGAAAGUCGAAGAAUAGAUUAUGAGAAGAUGAAGAAUUUACUUGAUAUUUUAACAGAUCCUAAAAAACGGGUACCAUAUGCUACAUUAGAAAAAUGUGAAAAGGUUUUAGAGAAUCACCACAUGUCUGUAAAAUCAUCAACACCAUCUCAGCCUGUAACGACAGCGAGUAUGUUUGAGUGUUUAUAUGAAGGUAUAGCAGCUAAUAUUAAAACAACAAGUAUAAACCAUAGUCUACAGAGAACAUUUGGUCCAGCUAUAUCAGCCUUCUUUGGUCAGUCCAUCAAAGCUCCAGUGGCACCAAGUAGAAAACGUAAAUUACAGCCGUCAAAUGAGAAUGAAUUAUCAAAUGUUUUACAAGGUGAAAUCGCCAGAUUAGAUCCACGAUUUAAAAUCAGUGUUGAUCCAUUACAUCAUUCCAGUAAUCUCUCAAUACAUCUCAUCUGUAAAUUAGAUGAUAAAAAUCUACCGAGUGUUCCACCAUUAAUUGUACAGAUACCUACAGAUUAUCCUAAACAGACACCUGAAUGUGAUACACACUCGGAAGGUUAUGAUGCUACUCCAUUUUUUCAAGAAAUUCAGCAGAAUUUAGAGAGAUCGUUAUUAAAGAUGUCCAACAAAUUUUCACUGUCAGCUCUCUUGAAUUCAUGGGAAAUGAGUGUACGGAGAUCAUGUGAAACGUGAAAUAUAAAUUUCUAUAUUUAUAUAAUAGACGUCAUUUAUUGAUUGGUUAAAGGAACACUCCCAGAAUUCACAGGACAUUGUAAAUUAAAGUGGCUUUACAGAUGUAAAUCAAAAGCCAAAAUGUGACAAUAAACUUAUACAUGUAGUCUGUUUACGCUGUGAGAAAAUUUCAAAUCAAAAUAUUGAGUUGUUGUACCUUUCAAUUAUUUAUUAUAAGCCCCCAGUAUCAUCACAAUAUUUCACUGUUUUAUAUAGUUCGUUAAAUCAUGUCCAUCAGGCUUAAAAACUUCCAGUUAUUUUAUUGUUUUAUAAUUUUUUUGUAAUGACUUCUGUCUAUCAGUUCUCAGACUUCGGAGGUUAUGAGAACCAAAAUUGUGCAACAAGAGGAGGAACCCUGUUGAAAUUCAGACUUACAUAUCAACUUUAUGCUUAUUUAUUGCCAUUCUCAGACUUCAGAGGUUAUGAGAGCCAAAAUUGUGCAACAGGAGGAGGAACCCUGUUGAAAUUCAGACUUACACAUCAAUUUUAUCCUUAAUUAUUGCCCCUGAAAGUGAUACUUAAUGAAGAUGUCGAUGGUUGUAGAUUCAUUGCCUGACAAAACUGUGUUUGUAAGUGGAACAAAGGAUCCUAACAGGGAGACAAAAGAAUUUAUUAAAUUGAUAAAAAAAAUAAAUCAAGUAAUGAUUAGUGGGCUAUAUCCCGAUGAAAUCAUUUAUUUUGAAUAGCAAUAUCUUGUGUCUUAGGAGUAAGCUUAUCCUGGCUACUACACCUACUACUGCUAACAGUAUAUUAUCGUCAGUUAAUAUGGGAAAAAUUCCAAAAUUCAUUUGAAAGUAAUAUAGAAACUAAAGACAAUUUGUUAAGAUUUCCAGAUGGCUCAUUAUAUGACAUAUGCAAACAUUGUAUCAUUUAUAUAAAAUGAGAUAUUAUUAUUAUGUAGUGAAGUUUUAUUUCUAUACAAUUCACAUUGUUUUCUGUCCUAAACUUUGAAGUUUUUAUAUUCCUAUAGAUUAAAGGAGCUGAAUCUCUAUUAUUUGGCACCUAGAAAUGAACACAAAUGGGUUGCAACGUAUAUAAUAAUGUAAUAUGAAUGUAUAUAAACUGAUUUAUAUUCAA